AGAUGGAAUUGCGUUCGAGGACAACAGUUUGGCGACACUUCACACCACCGGAGAGAUUUUUCACGGGCUCUGGAAGUGGCGGUUGGCAGAAACUGGUUUGAGACUGGAUCGGGAUGAUGAGUCAGUGAUUCCGAUCCACACUCCUUACCAGUUGGUGGCCGUAAUGCACCAUUUCCUUGAUUGCCAACCGCCAUAAAACAAUAAGAGAAGAAGAAGAAGAAGAAGAAGAAGAAGAAGAAGAAGAAGAAGAAGAAUUGCGUUCCAGUAAGGGUUUUAUUUUGAAAUGUGACCACCGGAUGUACUGUGUUGUAUUGUACAAACUCAGUGUGACUUGAUGGCGGUCAACUAAUCCAAGUGUCAGUGCGGAGAGCAACACAACAGCAGGUCGCGACGUGCCUGAGAACUUCAGGAGUGACUGGGUCGAGCGCACAGGUAACCGGGAGGAGCGACGCCGACUGUUUCCUGCAGCCAGGAGCCAGUUAUAAAAAACAAAUAUUCCGGAAGUUUUGCUUUUUUUAUUUUUUUCCUCCGCGGAAGGCGACGAGCGGCACUUUGGGGACACGGAGGGGGGCGGGGAGGAGAAACGGAUUUGUGGAGAGUGAUAAAGCAGCUGGCGUUCAGGUUCCCGAGUCAGUUUCCGCCGCCCACCUCAACAUGGCUUCAACGACCUGCACCAGGUUCACUGAUGAGUACCAGCUGUACGAGGAGCUGGGGAAGGGGGCUUUCUCUGUGGUGAGGAGGUGCAUGAAAAUUUCCACGGGGCAGGAAUACGCUGCCAAAAUAAUCAAUACCAAGAAGCUGUCAGCCAGGGAUCACCAGAAGCUGGAGCGAGAGGCCAGGAUCUGCCGCCUGCUGAAACAUCCCAACAUCGUGCGGCUCCAUGACAGCAUAUCAGAGGAAGGAUUCCACUAUCUGGUCUUUGACUUAGUUACUGGCGGAGAGCUGUUUGAGGACAUUGUUGCCAGGGAGUACUACAGCGAAGCUGAUGCCAGUCAUUGCAUUCAGCAGAUCCUAGAAGCCGUGCUCCACUGCCACCAGAUUGGCGUGGUCCACCGCGAUCUCAAGCCGGAGAAUUUGCUCCUUGCCAGCAAGUUGAAGGGAGCAGCGGUUAAACUGGCUGACUUUGGCCUGGCCAUCGAGGUGCAGGGAGAACAACAGGCAUGGUUUGGUUUUGCCGGGACACCAGGGUACCUGUCUCCAGAGGUGCUGAGGAAAGAUCCGUACGGCAAGCCGGUGGACAUGUGGGCCUGUGGAGUGAUACUCUACAUUCUCCUCGUGGGAUAUCCUCCUUUCUGGGAUGAGGACCAGCACAGACUCUACCAGCAGAUUAAAGCUGGAGCUUAUGAUUUCCCAUCCCCAGAGUGGGACACGGUGACUCCAGAGGCCAAAGACCUGAUCAACAAGAUGCUGACCAUUAAUCCAGCCAAGAGAGUCACUGCCACAGAUGCACUCAAACACCCCUGGAUCUGCCAACGCUCCACUGUGGCAUCUAUGAUGCACAGACAGGAGACUGUGGAAUGCCUGAAGAAAUUCAACGCGAGGAGGAAACUCAAAGGUGCUAUCCUGACUACUAUGCUUGCCACUCGUAACUUCUCAGCAGCCAAGAGCCUGCUGAACAAAAAAACAGACGGUGUCAAAAUCAACAACAAGGCCAAUGUGGUCACCAGCCCAAAAGAGCCUGUCCCCACUCCUUCUCUGGAGCCUCAAACCACUGUUAUCCACAACCCAGGUGAUGGAAACAAGGAGUCCAGCGAGAGUGCCAACACCACCAUCGACGACGAGGACGUGAGAGCUCGUAAGCAGGAGAUCAUUAAAGUCACCGAGCAGCUGAUUGAGGCCAUCAACAAUGGAGACUUUGAGGCCUACACAAAGAUAUGUGACCCUGGCCUCACGUCCUUUGAGCCUGAGGCCUUGGGCAACUUGGUGGAGGGCACAGAUUUCCACCGCUUCUACUUUGAGAACGCUCUCUCUAAGGGAAAGCAGCCAAUACACACCAUCCUGCUCAACCCCCACGUCCACCUGAUUGGGGAAGAGGCCGCCUGCAUCGCCUACAUCCGCCUCACCCAGUACAUCGACGGCAACGGCAUGCCUCGCACCAUGCAGUCCGAGGAGACCCGCAUCUGGCAGCGCCGUGACAGCAAGUGGCAGAACAUCCACUUCCACCGCUCCGGCUCGCCCACCGUACCCACCAAUUGAGAGGAAGACCUGUGACUAAGAACACCCUCCAGCCUACAGCAGUCAGCUGACAAGACCCUGCUUACCAAGCCUGCCUAUCAAACCCCUCAGCCAAUCCCUGCCCCUAACAGCUAGAGCUCGGCCCUCUCAGUGUGUUGUUUACAUAUUGUCGCUGCUGGACUGAUAAUUAUUGUACGUGUUAGGGGGGAAAAAAAACAAAUUGAGGGAGAAAACGUGAUAAUAUUAUUAUCUUGACAAUAUAAUUAUCUCGACAAUAUUAUUUUGUAGUGAGAGUUUGUGGUGUUCGUUACGGAAUAUUUCCAUCCGCAGCAUGUUUUACUCAAUGCAGGUUGUUGUAGUUUAGUUGAUCAUUAUGUUUUUAAUCAGAAGCCAGUUGAUUUAUUUUAAUAGGUUGGUCAAAUAUGUGAAACUUCCAGUUACCAUGUAGUGAGAUUUUUUUCAUUUUAAUAUUGCACAUAUGUUUUUGCCAUUCGCCACAAUGACCAAUAUAUGACACAUCUACUUUUAACUCAUAUCUCCUAUGUAUCUUUUUUUUUUUAUUGACAGCUAUUAAGGCUUAGACACAAGCUUGCUUUGUUUUGGUGAUGUAUAGUUUUUGGUAAUUGAUGUAAAUUGCUCUCUCUUUCACAGUAUGCAUAUGAACUGAUUUGGCAAAUUUUUAGUCUGUUUUCUGCUUUGCUGUUGGCACUAAAUAUUAUUAGGAAUUUUAAUUACAAGUUUAAAAAGGAAAAUCAAUUGGAACAUGUGUUUUAUUUUGUGUGUUGGGACAACCAUCAUAACAGAACGACAUGUGAGAGAGAAAGUCUCUUAUGAUAGAAUGUAAACAAUAAAGCAUACGUAGAGUUCUUAAAGGUCAUUAUGUGACUCUUUCAAGUUAAAUCAUAUUUUGAUCCAGUAUGGAGCAAAAUAUGUGAAUUUGAUCACCUUUUCCAUUGUGAUACGGAUGAUUGUCCCUCCACUUGACAUUAUUACAUUUCUUUAAGCCUCCUGAUAGUGAUUUCUAUUUUCUUUUUUCUUUUAUUUUACCUCUAAUGUAUGUUCACCUUAUGUAUGCCAAUAUUUUACAGCGCGCCAUGUUUUACACUGGACGGGACUUGAAUAGAAUCAUGACGUUCGUGCUGACUUAAAUGAGAGCUGAUUUUUACAGUUAAGAAUAGGAUUUUUGGCCACAGUUACUUGUCAACAUUCUCUUUUAAUUAUUGAUGUUUAUAAAUGUGUUAUUAUAGUGUCAAAGAUUAGGAUAGUUAGCAUCCCUUACAGGUUUGUAUUCAAACACUUAAAUUGAUUUUUAUUCUUAAAUGUCUGUGGAAAAAAUUAAUCGGUACAUCCAAUUCCAGCAUGGGGGGAAGCAAGCAGACACGUUCAAAGAUGAAGUCACAGGGGUUCACUUAUGAUUGUGUUUACCAUAUUGAUUUUUUUUUGUUGCUUUGGUAUAUAAGUAAUGACAUCACUGAAUUGUCCAGAACUGUUUGCAUUCAUUUAUUUAAUCACAUUUGUUCCACAAACACCAGACAUUUUUUAGUUCCUAUGAUGCAUUAAAAUUCCUGAUGGGUCACUGGUAUAUAAUGUUACAAAAUAUAAUGUAUGUUUAAGAAGUAUCAAGUAAAAUGUAUGAUUAAUGCCAAAUUA
Molecule: messenger RNA, 3825 nt
Organism: Scophthalmus maximus (turbot)
Lineage: Eukaryota; Metazoa; Chordata; Actinopteri; Pleuronectiformes; Scophthalmidae
Gene: camk2d1
Product: calcium/calmodulin-dependent protein kinase (CaM kinase) II delta 1
Exons: 21
Coding region: 655-2196 (513 amino acids)
Biological process (GO): protein phosphorylation
Cellular component (GO): neuron projection; cytoplasm
Molecular function (GO): calcium/calmodulin-dependent protein kinase activity; ATP binding; calmodulin binding
Source: RefSeq, a predicted model, not a curated record